Dipodomys ordii (Ord's kangaroo rat) is the source of this 942-nucleotide messenger RNA. Its product is annotated as olfactory receptor 8K5-like. Gene Ontology annotation, cellular component: membrane. Bases 1 to 942 code for a protein of 313 amino acids. NCBI's taxonomy places the organism in Eukaryota, Metazoa, Chordata, Mammalia, Rodentia, Heteromyidae. The record is from RefSeq and is a predicted model, not a curated record. Gene Ontology annotation, biological process: G protein-coupled receptor signaling pathway; sensory perception of smell. The transcript has a single exon. Gene Ontology annotation, molecular function: odorant binding; olfactory receptor activity; G protein-coupled receptor activity.
AUGGACCCACAGAACCGCACAACACCCACUGAAUUCAUUCUUUGGGGAGUCACAAGGCGGCCGGAGUUGCAGCUCCCCCUUUUUGGGGUCUUCUUCAUCAUCUACAUAGUCACAGUGGUGGGAAACUUGGGCAUGAUCAUUCUAACCAAGCUGGACUCCCACUUACACACACCUAUGUACUUUUUCAUCAGACACCUGGCUUACAUCGAUCUUGGCAAUUCCACUGUCAUCUGCCCAAAGAUGUUGGUGAAUUUUGUGGUGGAUCAAAAUACCAUUUCCUAUUAUGCCUGUGCCACACAGCUGGCUUUCUUCCUGCUGUUUAUUAUCAGUGAAUUUUUCAUCUUGUCUUCCAUGGCUUAUGACCGCUAUGUGGCCAUCUGUAACCCUCUGCUCUACAGUGUCAUCAUGUCUCCGAGGCUCUGUUGUGUGCUGGCGGGCAUGUCAUAUCUGUACAGUACGUUUCAAGCUCUGUUGUUUACUAUUAAGAUUUUUACCUUGACUUUCUGUGGCUCUAAUGUCAUCAGUCAUUUCUACUGUGAUGAUGUUCCUCUAUUACCUAUGUUGUGCUCAAAUGUCAGGGAAAUACAAUUCUUGAUCAUAGCAUUUUCAUCAUUUAACUUGAUCUCCUCCCUCCUCAUAGUCCUAGUAUCUUACAUUCUGAUUCUGUUGGCUGUAAGUAGAAUGAAUUCUGCAGAAGGGAGGAAAAAAGCUUUCUCCACGUGUGGUUCUCAUCUAACAGUGGUGUUUGUGUUUUAUGGGACUCUGUUCUUCAUGUACUUACAACCCAAAUCAACUGACUCUUUUGAAACUGAUAAAGUAGCCUCUGUGUUUUACACGUUGGUCAUCCCAAUGCUUAACCCUUUGAUCUACAGCUUAAGGAACAAAGAGGUUAAAAAUGCCUUCCACAGGGUCUUUAAGAUUCUGUGUAAUUUGCAUAUUUAA